This is a messenger RNA of Blepharisma stoltei, 264 nucleotides long. NCBI's taxonomy places the organism in Eukaryota, Ciliophora, Heterotrichea, Heterotrichida, Blepharismidae. The record is from the annotation of a GenBank genome assembly.
AUGAGUUUGGUGAUAAUAAUAAAUAUGGAACACGAUUUAAACUUCAGUGUAAAAUAUAGUCAGAAGCUUACAAGUGGCUUAUUUAACGAUGAUAAAGCUGCCAAAGUAUUAUCAGAGUUGACCCAUCUUGAAAGGUAAUAUAUAUCCAGUGACUAUAAGACUUACACAGAAACUCUUCGCUAUAGUGCAACCUUGCAUUGUGGAUUUCCAAAUAAAAAUCCUGAAAGUUAUCUUGUAAAAUACAUUGUCAAGAAUUCUGCUUAA